Molecule: messenger RNA, 2291 nt
Organism: Sphaerodactylus townsendi
Lineage: Eukaryota; Metazoa; Chordata; Lepidosauria; Squamata; Sphaerodactylidae
Gene: S1PR2
Product: sphingosine-1-phosphate receptor 2
Biological process (GO): sphingosine-1-phosphate receptor signaling pathway
Cellular component (GO): membrane
Molecular function (GO): sphingosine-1-phosphate receptor activity
Source: RefSeq, a predicted model, not a curated record
UGUGGGAGCGCAGCGCCUCCCCUGCCGGGGGAAGGAAGGUCGGGCCGGGCCGGCCGGCGCGCCUCCCUUCCUACGCAGAGCGCCUCGACGGCCCAGGCCAGAUGGAGAAGGUGGCGGCGGCGGCGGAGGAGGAGGAGGCAGCAGCGCGCCAGACCCGGCCGAUCAUCCGCCCCCAGCAGCAGCAGCAGCCCGGAGGUGCGUUGCUUCAGACAACCAUGAUCCUGACCGUUAUUGAAGAUUGGGAUGGUGGACCACAUGACCCAAGGACCCCCUGAGCUAGACUGGGUUCUCCAGGUGGCCUCUCUGUUCCUUCCGCUCCCAAUGGACGUAUCCUGGCUGCAGUCCGGUCCCAUGUCGUCCCAUUCGGAUAUUCCCGGGCAAGCACCAGUGUAACCAGUUCAAGAGGGAAGGAGUGUCUCAAAGCCAUGGGGAGUUUCUUCAAGGACUACUUCAACUCCUGCAAAAUCCUGGAACACUACAACUACACCAAGGACAAGCUGGAGAAAGACAAGGACCCCUCGCUUGGGCCCGUCACGGUUGUCAUCAUUGUCUUCUGCUGCUUUAUCAUCCUGGAGAACCUGUUGGUGCUCGUGUCCGUCUGGAGGAACAAGAAGUUCCACUCGGCCAUGUACAUCUUCAUCGGCAACCUGGCCUUCUCUGACAGCCUUUUGGCCGGGCGACCGCCUCUUCACCCUCAUCUUGCUCUCCAUGGAACAGCCACUCAUAUAGUCGGGAUCCUACCGCAUUUGUCCGUUCCAGCCGCACGCCCGAGGAGAUUGCCGUGCUCCCCAGGCGACAUGGCUUCUUUGCUCAGGACCGUGACCUUUGUCCUGGGGGCCUUCAUCAUUUGUUGGCUGCCGGCCUUCAUCGUCCUCUUGAUAGACGCUUUGUGUCCCAGGAAGACGUGCACCAUCCUUUACCAGGCAAAGUAUUUCUUUGCUUUCGCCACCCUCAACUCCGCUAUAAACCCCCUCAUCUAUACCCUCCGCAGCAAGGACAUGAGAAAGGAGUUCUUGAGGGUUCUCUGCUGUUGGGGGAUGAUGGGCCAGGGGAAACCCGCGGAGCGGUGCAUGAUUCCCCUGCGCAGCUCCAGCUCUUUGGACCGGUGCACCCAAAAACAGGACCUGACCACUUCACCUUUUAUGAAGGAGCGUUCCACUUUUGUUUGAAGAGACCCAAAGAGAGGGAUCACGGGGGGCGGGGAGACCCCCUGAAGGGUUUCGGUAGACCCCAAGAGAGCAGUACGAAAAGAGAUGUGGUACACGGCGUGAAAACAUUGUCCCGGCGGCCUGAUCCACCUGCCACGGACAGGCAAGGUGUCCAUUCGGCCACCGGACCUGCACAGUAUUAUAAGUUUCUGUUUUUAAAAGUGUGGGCGGGGUAAGACUGUGUUGGAAGCGUGACAGGUUUGGGGAAUGGGUGGGGACAGAGCUAUCAACGUCUGGCUUGGUACGAUUUUGCUUCCUACAAGGGGGCCCGGGCGGCCCGUAGACCCACAUUUUCUCCAUCCCGCAUCCCAGAGCGGGCUCGCGUGUUCCCAUCUUCCUGUCUCAUUCACUCCCCCUUCCUUUUCUUUCUCUUAUGGGGUAGCAGCGAUUAGUUGUUCCAAUCUGCUUGGCGCUUUGUGGCUGCCACGUCCGCACUUCGGGCCUUGGUUCUGAGGUGGGUGUUAGUGGCGCCUUGAGGGUGUAAAGAGGACAAGGCCUGCACGAAACCUCUUAGCUCCCUAAGCGAACGGUUGCUUUGGCGUCCCCAUUCAAGAGAGAGGAAUAACAAGAAACCUGGAAUGAAUGUUUUACUGACUGGGCAUUCAAAACAAGCAAUGUAUAAACCAAAACAGAUUGUAAUAAAGGCAGCCGUCACAUUGCAGCAGACUAAUGGCACCUUGCGGGGGGGUAGAAAGCUUGAGCAGGCGUGUGGUUUGCGGUGACUUUGCCUCUCAUUAACAACCCUGGAGGACUCCCAGCCAAAUGCUAACCAGGGUUGACCCUGCUUAGUUUCUGAGAUCUGAUGAGAUUGGGCUAUGUUGGCAGCGGCUGAUGGGAAUUGUAGUCCAUGAACAUCUGGAGAGCUGCAGGUUGCAGAAUCCUGGCCUAGGCCAUCUAGUUCAGGGCAGAGACAAACUGAGGUGUUUUGCUGUCGCUUUCCUCUGUGCAGCGCCCUUAGACUGACUGAGUCGUCUCCCACCCAAGUACUAACUAGGGCAGUGGUGGCGAACCUUUUUGAGACCGAGUGCCCAAAUUGCAACCCAAACCCCACUUAUUUAUCGCAAAGUGCCAACCCAGCAAUUU